Molecule: messenger RNA, 1857 nt
Organism: Cladophialophora bantiana CBS 173.52
Lineage: Eukaryota; Fungi; Ascomycota; Eurotiomycetes; Chaetothyriales; Herpotrichiellaceae
Exons: 1
Coding region: 1-1857 (618 amino acids)
Cellular component (GO): mitochondrion
Molecular function (GO): GTP binding; GTPase activity
Source: RefSeq, a predicted model, not a curated record
AUGCCCUCAGUGCAGGGCACGUUGAUGCCAUUUCUCUACCCUUGCCUUUUCCGGUCCUCUGCGAAUUGCCUGCACGCUCAAGCUCGUCGGAUUCGUCUUCACACCCGUCCCCGGUUCCGACAUAUACACCAAACUGGUCGACUCAGUAAACCGUCCGUUGCGGAAAACGAUGCGUCUCUCCACGCCUCUACCUUCGAGGCUCCUAAACCACUGACCCCUGCUGCAUCGACCCACCUGAACCCUUCCCCGGACGAUUACUCCCGCUCGAUCUUCGUCGACAAAUGCCAAAUAACCAUCCACGCGGGCUCCGGUGGGAGUGGAUGCGUGUCAUUCCUACGCGACGCUCACAUAGCCGAUGGGCCGCCCAACGGCGGCGACGGCGGGUCGGGAGGAAGUGUGUUCAUCCAGGCCGUCUCUGGACAAACAUCCCUUCAUAAACUUGCCAGACGAGGUAUCAUAAAAGCCGGUCGUGGCAUAGGGGGGCAAGGUAAAUCCCAAGGUGGACGCAGGGGGGAGGACAUCUGCAUCCAGGUCCCCGUGGGAACGGUAGUGCGAGAAAUAUGGCGCAGCGAUCCCAGCGCGGAAGAGGAAAUUCGCAUCAAAGAACUCCGCGCCAUGAGUGAUGAAACAGACCUCUUCAAGAUCCCGGAUAACGGUCUAAGAAAUAGAUUCAUUAUCUACGCUGGCGCUACAACUGCAGACGACCGUCAACAAAUCUCUUCGCAUUUGCCCUCUCUCACUUCUCACAUGCUGAAACCCAGAAAAUCCCAUCUCGCCAUCCUGCAGCCUCGGGCACCUAUCCAUUUAGACCUGGAUAAGCCCAUGGACAAACCCAUCCUCCUCGCCGCAGGGGCGGUGGGCGGACUAGGAAACCCACACUUUGCGACGAAAUCCGACCCGAAGCCCAAGUUCGCGACGAAGGGUGAAUUAGGCGUGCGGAUUAGACUCGAGUUGGAGCUCAAGUUGCUGGCGGAUGUGGGACUGGUUGGGUUACCUAACGCUGGCAAAAGUACAUUCACACGCGCGAUAUCCAAUUCAAGGACGAGGAUAGGCGACUGGGCGUUCACCACUCUCGCACCUACCAUCGGAACGGUGAUCCUGGAUAACAACAAAGGGCGUCCAUUAGUGCGUUCCGGCGUCCCAUCCGGAGACCCGGAUAACUCGUCUUCAUCUGGAAGCAUCAUCCCCCGUCAAUCCUUUACCGUAGCGGACAUUCCUGGACUCAUCGAAGACGCGCAUUUAGACAAGGGUCUCGGACUCUCUUUCCUCCGACACAUUGAGCGGGCAAGGAUCUUGGCAUUCGUGGUGGAUUUGUCUGCUGGAGAUGCCGUCACGCAGCUGAAGGCCUUGUGGAAAGAAGUCGGGGAGUACGAGAACCUCAGGGAUCGAGAAGUGAGUGAACAGACGGAGCAGAGGCUGAUCAAUUGGUCGCCCUUCGAAGCCCAAUCUGCGCCAGCCACCGGGGACGGACUUUUCAACGGCGAAGGAGAGCAAAUGUCAAUAUUUCCUUCAGGCCCCGCCUCCUCCCGUCCAUCAUCAUCGACACUCGAACCAUUGGCUUAUCCGCCCAUCAGCGCGAAACCCUGGUUCGUCAUCGCCACAAAAGCAGACAUCUCUCAUCCGGUCGCCCCGACGACACUAGAAGCCAAUGCCUCGUCAACGCAAGCAAACUUUCUUUCUCUAGCAGCAUAUAUGAAGCAAGUGGAGCACGGACAGGUCGAACAUCCUAGCGGGAAACAAAACGGAUGGCGGAAUCGCGUGGCUGCAAUACCCGUUAGCGCUAUAAGGGGAGAGGGGAUCGAUAAGGUGAUGAGAUAUACGGCAGGUGUCUUGGACAGCCUUGUCAUUGGGCGGUAG